This is a messenger RNA of Drosophila subpulchrella, 549 nucleotides long. Its product is annotated as dynein light chain 4, axonemal. The coding region runs from base 115 to 429 and encodes 104 amino acids. Gene Ontology annotation, molecular function: dynein light intermediate chain binding; dynein intermediate chain binding. The record is from RefSeq and is a predicted model, not a curated record. Gene Ontology annotation, cellular component: dynein complex. Lineage: Eukaryota; Metazoa; Arthropoda; Insecta; Diptera; Drosophilidae. The transcript has 3 exons. Gene Ontology annotation, biological process: microtubule-based process.
CUUGACUUGUGUGUCACACGUAAAUAGGAAUUUAACUCGAUUUUUAUUACAUUAGCCUGGCUCCGUGAUAGUUAUUUUCCGAUUCCUUCCUUCAGUCGUUGGUGAAUCGCAGACAUGGCGGACGAGGAAGCCGGGAAGGAGGGCGAGAAGAAAAUCGUGCACGUUUACCCGCUGGUGAAGCACUCGGACAUGACCGAAGAGAUGAGGAUUGAGGCCAUUGAACUGUCCAUCACCGCCUGCGAGAAAUACUCAUCAAACUAUGAGCACGCUGCCAAAAUCAUCAAGGAAAACAUGGACAAGAAGUUCGGCAUCUAUUGGCAUGUGGUUGUGGGCGAGGGAUUCGGCUUUGAGGUAUCCUACGAAACGGAGAACAUUCUCUACCUGUUCUUUGCUGGCAACCUGGCCAUAGUGCUGUGGAAAUGCUCCUGAAUGCGGGUCAGCAAUCAAUCGAACGUAAACGUACCUAGAAACCGGAACAGAAACCAAAACCGAACCAAACAAAAAAUUUAGCAUUAAUAUUAGUCAUACAUACAGAACACUUACCGUUAA